CAAUGACAAAGUUUUCAAUCUCCCAAGAUUACAGUCCUACUUUACAAAAAUAUAAAUUAGUGUUCUUGGGGGAGCAAAGUGUUGGUAAAACUUCUAUUAUUACAAAGUUUAUGUACGAUAGUUUUGAUACAUCUUACCAAGCAACUGUAGGAAUAGAUUUCUUAUCAAAAACUAUGUACUUGACGGAUAAAACUGUACGUUUACAAUUAUGGGACACGGCUGGACAAGAGCGCUUUCGCUCUUUAAUUCCGGCAUACAUUAGAGAUUCUUCAGUUGCUGUAGUUGUAUAUGACAUCACAAAUGAAGAAUCUUUUCAUCAAACAACAAAGUGGAUAAAUGACGUACGAAGCGAACGAGGAGACGCCGUUAUAGUAUUUCUUGUAGGAAACAAAGUUGAUUUAAGUGAAUUACGACAAGUAUCACAUCAAGAUGGUGAAGAAAAAGCCAGAGAAUUAAACGUUAAUUUUGUUGAAACUAGCGCAAAAGUAGGUUUAAAUAUUAAGUUAUUAUUCAAGAAAAUUACUGAAACGUUAGUGGUUAGUGAUGAGCCGAAAAAUGAUUUUGGUGACAUGCAAGAAAUUACUCUAGAAAAAAAUUUGUACCCCCUCGAGAAAACCUGUGCUUGUUAAUUAACAUAAGUUGAACUUUGUAUAAGAAAACAUGUAUUUACAGUAAAUUGGUUACAAUCUAAAUUAAA
Messenger RNA from Zophobas morio, 697 nucleotides. Its product is annotated as ras-related protein Rab6-like. Lineage: Eukaryota; Metazoa; Arthropoda; Insecta; Coleoptera; Tenebrionidae. The transcript has a single exon. The record is from RefSeq and is a predicted model, not a curated record. Gene Ontology annotation, biological process: vesicle-mediated transport. The coding region runs from base 3 to 629 and encodes 208 amino acids. Gene Ontology annotation, molecular function: GTPase activity; GTP binding.